Messenger RNA from Mesocricetus auratus (golden hamster), 1453 nucleotides. RefSeq names its product arylacetamide deacetylase-like 2. The transcript is spliced from 5 exons. Bases 108 to 1313 code for a protein of 401 amino acids. Gene Ontology annotation, molecular function: carboxylic ester hydrolase activity. NCBI's taxonomy places the organism in Eukaryota, Metazoa, Chordata, Mammalia, Rodentia, Cricetidae. Gene Ontology annotation, cellular component: membrane. The record is from RefSeq and is a predicted model, not a curated record.
UUGUAAUUUAAUCUGAAGACUGGGCCUGAUACCUUUGCCUUACUAUUUAGCAAUCUGUAUAUGAGGUGACUUUUCACUGUCAACACAGAGAAAGUCAGAGGAUUAACAUGAGGUGCAAAACUCUGUUCUUGGGAUUAUCUUGUCUUCUUUUUGCUUAUUACAUUUAUGCACCCAUACCAGAAAAUAUUGAAGAACCCUGGAAAGUGAGAAUCAUAAAUGCUGUUAUGAAAAUAUCAUCACUUAUGGCCACAUUAUUUGAAAAUAUGGGUAUUAUGAAAUUUGAAGAUAUUUUCUUUGGGUUGAUGAACCUUCAAAACACAAAGCCAGUUUCGGACGAAAACAUUACAGUGAUCGACACAGACUUUGGCGGCAUUCCUGUCCGUCUGUUUUUGCCGAAAAAGAAGUCUGACAGACUCAGACCUGCUGUCAUUAACAUUCAUGGUGGCGCCUUCUGCUUAGGGAGCUACAAGAUGCUGUGCUACGAUUCCUUGAACCGACUGACAGCCAACAGACUUGAUGCUGUUGUUAUAGCACCAGACUACAGAUUGGCUCCUCAGUAUCUGUUCCCAGCUGCCCUUGAAGAUUGCAUUUUUGUGGUCAAGUUCUUUCUCCAGGAAACAGUUCUUGAAAAAUAUGGAGUGGAUCCUUCUCGCAUCUGCAUUUCAGGAGACAGUUCUGGGGGCACCUUGGUAGCGACAGUGACUCAACUGCUGCAGGAUGAUCCAGAAUACAAAAACAAGCUUAAGGCACAAGCCUUGUUGUACCCUGGACUACAGGCCAUUGAUACCAUGACGCCAUCUUAUCAAGAGUAUGAACACGGCCCCUUUCUGUCAAGGAAGAUGGCAAUUAAGCUGUCAUGUCUAUAUAUAGCAGAGGAUGAAGAGCUAACAAAGGCCAUACUGAGAAAUGAGCACAUGCCUGAAGGAUCAAGACACCUGUUCAAACGUGUUAACUGGAGCGACUUCCUUCCUGAAAAGUAUAGAAUGAUCCAUGUUUACAAGGAGCCCAUUUUUGGAAAACUGAACACUUCCUACCCAGAACUUACUUACAGUAAGGUGUCUCCUUUGAUAGCAAGUGACUCCCAGUUACAGAGAUUGCCAUUAACUUACAUCCUCACGUGUGAGCAUGACAUCCUGAGAGAUGAUGGACUUAUUUAUGUCACCCGACUCAGAAAUGCUGGAGUUCCGGUCACGCAUGACCAUGUGGAGGAUGGGAUCCACGGAGCCGUGUCAUUUGCCACAGCCCCAGUUUAUUUAAAUCUAGGUUCGAGGAUAAAAGAUAAGUAUAUUAGUUGGUUAGAAGAAAGCUUAUAAAUCAAUGGUACGCCCAGCUAGGCAGUCAAUUAGUUAGCAAUGUUACCUGAAAGUUAUGGUUCAAUGUAUAUUAAAGAGUUUAAACAUGAUUUGGACUUUGGAUAAACCUAUUUGCAAGUUAGAAUAAAUGUGGUUGAGCA